This is a messenger RNA of Schistosoma margrebowiei, 549 nucleotides long. The record is from the annotation of a GenBank genome assembly. Lineage: Eukaryota; Metazoa; Platyhelminthes; Trematoda; Strigeidida; Schistosomatidae.
CACACAUACAAGCGCAAACUAAUAUUUAAGUAGUCAUCAGAUUCAAUUUCCCAAACAGAGACGUUUCGAAGCUCACAUAUUUGAAAAUAUUUGAUAAAGUCGUAUCUUCUCACAUAAUUUUCGUAAAUAAGAUGUUGCAUUUUCAAACUGUAUUUUGGGUACAACUUUUAAUUAUCAGCCUAUUCUACACUCACAAAGUAAUCACAUCAAUGCCGAUAGCUGAAGAACUGAGUAUUGAGUGUACAAUUCAAUGUGGAGUCGAAGCUGAUAAAUGUCAGAAAGCACAUACAACAACACAACCACUAAUAGAAGCAUGUGUACAAAAAAUGUUUGAAUGUGUCAAACACUGUACUGGACCACCACCUGUUGAAGAUUAUUAUUAUUACUAAUCGAACAAACCACCAGUUGAUUUAUCGGUAGUAUGUGCUCGUUUUAUGAAGGUCUCUUAAUUCCGUAAAACAAAAGUAUGGCAAAUAUAUUACAGUAAGAAAAUGUUUGUUAUCUAUUUUAAGUAUUAAAAAUUAUCAAUAAACUUCUAUGUCAAGUUAA